Calidris pugnax (ruff) is the source of this 13910-nucleotide messenger RNA. It is a transcript of the gene SORCS2, whose product is annotated as sortilin-related VPS10 domain containing receptor 2. The record is from RefSeq and is a predicted model, not a curated record. Gene Ontology annotation, cellular component: membrane. NCBI's taxonomy places the organism in Eukaryota, Metazoa, Chordata, Aves, Charadriiformes, Scolopacidae. The transcript has 29 exons. Bases 1 to 3273 code for a protein of 1090 amino acids. Gene Ontology annotation, molecular function: protein binding.
AUGAUGCCUUCAGUGAAACCUGUGUGGACUAACAUCAUUGGGGUGCCAUUCCAAGCAGCGAUUGUGGAUUCCAGCCUCCUGGUCAACCCCCCUGAGCAUGAUGUCUAUGGUAUUCGCCAGCUUGUUCUGUCUGUGCACCCUCUCCGUUUGUUUGGGAAGCUGAAAAAGUCCUUGAUUAAGGUGAUCCUGAUCCUUACCAAGUAUUAUCACACUGACAUGGGGAAAGUCCUGGAGAGCUCUUUGUGGAGGUCCUCAGAUUUUGGGACAUUAUACACAAAGUUGAAUCUACAGCCUGGGAUUUCCACUGUUAUUGACAAUUUCUACAUUUGUCCCACCAACAAGAAAAAGAUUAUUCUUGUAAGUUCUUCCCAUAAUGACCGUGACCAAAGCCUUUUCAUAAGCACGGAUGAAGGAGCCACCUUCCAGAAACAACCCAUUACUUUCUUUGUGGAAACUCUCCUUUUUCACCCGAAAGAAGAAGAUAAAGUACUUGCUUACACCAAGGAAGGCAAGGUUUAUGUAUCCAUUGACUUGGGGAAAAAAUGGAUCCUUUUGCAGGAACGAGUUUCAAAAGAUCAUAUUUUUUGGGCUGUUGCUGGAGUUGAUGGAGACCCUGAUUUAGUUCAUAUGGAAAUCCAGGACCCCAGUGGAGGUUAUCGUUACAUCACUUGCCAGAUUCAAAAUUGCUCUGAUAAGACAAUGACAGUCCAGUUUGCUGGUGGCACUGAUCGGGAUUCUUUGACUGUGCAGGAUGACUACAUAUUUCUUCAGACAACAUCAGCAAAUCGGACCAAGUAUUAUGUGUCUUACCGUCGCAAUGGCUUUGUACAGAUGAAGUUGCCAAAAUAUGCAUUGCCAAAAGAUUUACAGAUAAUCAGUACAGAUGAAAACCAGGUAUUUGUGGCUGUUCAGGAGUGGUACCAGACAGACACGUACAACCUGUACCAGUCUGACCCACAAGGUGUUUACUACUCUAUCCUGCUGGAGAACGUCCGGAGCACAAAGCAGCCAGAAGAGAAUGUCCUGAUAGAUAUUCUGGAGGUCAGAGGUGUAAAAGGAGUCUUUCUGGCCAACCAGAAAAUUGAUGGGAAAGUUACAACUCUGAUAACCUACAACAAAGGCCGUGACUGGGAUUUUCUAAACCCUCCAGACAUGGAUAUGAAUGGCAAACCGACAAACUGCAAGCCUCCUGAUUGCUACCUUCACCUCCAUCUCCGCUGGGCCGACAAUCCCUAUGUAUCAGGAACAGUCCAUACGAAAGACACUGCACCGGGGCUCAUAAUGGGGGCAGGUAACCUGGGGUCCCAGCUGGUUGAGUAUAAAGAAGAGAUGUACAUAACGUCUGACUGUGGGAAGACAUGGCGUCAGGUCUUUGAAGAAGAGCAUCACAUCUUGUACCUGGACCAUGGUGGAGUUAUUGUGGCCAUUAAGGACACCUCUAUCCCUCUGAAAAUACUCAAGUUCAGCAUAGAUGAAGGCCAGACUUGGAGUACACAUAAUUUUACCAGCACUUCAGUCUUUGUAGAUGGAUUACUUAGUGAACCUGGAGAUGAGACACUGGUCAUGACAGUCUUUGGACAUAUUAGCUACCGUUCAGACUGGGAACUGGUGAAGGUAGACUUCAGACCAUCCUUCCCCAGGGAGUGCUCGGAUGAUGACUAUGAAUCUUGGGAGCUCACAAAUCUACAGGGUGAUCGUUGCAUCAUGGGCCAGCAGAGGAGCUUUCGGAAGAGGAAGAUUUCAUCGUGGUGCAUUAAAGGGAGAAGUUUUACAUCAGCCCUCACAUCCAAAGUUUGUGAAUGUGUGAACUCCGAUUUCUUAUGUGAUUAUGGGUUUGAGCGCUCUGCACCUCUGAAGUCGGAGUCUAGCAAAUGCUUUGCUGACUUUUGGUUUAACCCAGAAGCACCUCCUGAAGACUGUGUGCUGGGGCAGGCGUACACCAGCAGCACUGGGUACAGGAAAGUUGUUUCUAAUGUGUGUGAAGGUGGUGUAGACCUGCAGCAAAACUUAGCACAGCAUAUGUGUCCAUUGAUUGCUCCCAAGGGACUUCAGAUCAGCAUCGGAGAAGAAAGCCUGGCUGUUAAGCCUGGGGAAGAUGUCACCUUCAUCGUCAGACAAGAGCAGGGUGAUAUAUUGAAUACGAAAUACCAGGUGGAUCUUGGAGAUGGCUUUAAGGCGAUCUAUGUGAACCUUACGAUGACCGGAGAACCCAUCCGUCACCGCUAUGAGAAUCCUGGGAUUUACCGCGUCUCGGUGAAGGCUGAGAAUGUGGCUGGGCAUGAUGAGGCUGUGGUGUUCGUCCAAGUGAACUCUCCACUGCAGGCUUUAAAUUUAGAAGUGGUUCCAGUUGUUGGGAGAAACCAGGAGGUGAACCUGACAGCCAUCAUACUGCCUAAGAACCCUAAUUUGACAGUCUUCUACUGGUGGAUAGGAAACAAUCUGCAGCCACUCCUUACAUUGGAGAGUUUUCUGGUGACAAGGUUUGCUGAGACAGGAGAUGUCAGAGUUACAGUGCAGGCUUCCUGUGGGAGCUCCAUGCUUCAGGACUCAAAAGUUGUGCAAGUUUUUGAUCAUUUUCAUGUUCUUCCUCUGAAGUUCACUAAGCACCUGGACAUAUACAACCCCGACAUACCAGAGUGGAGGGAAGACAUAGGGCGUGUAGUGACGCGACUUCUUGCAAAGGAAACCAAUAUACCCAAAGAAACACUCAUGACAGUCGUGAAACCUGGUCUGCCCACAACUGCUGACUUGCAUGUGCUACUACCGGCAAACCAACCAAAAAGGAAGAGAAGUGUAACUAGUGAUAAGAGAAUAGCAGCUAUAAAGCAGGCCUUGAAUGCACACAACAUCAGUUUCUUUCUGAGGGGAGGAUACUGGGUCUUAGUGACUUUAGCUGACUCCAGUUCAGACUCUCAGAGGAUUGGAGGAGGCAGCGGCUACUGGGCUAUUGUGGUUCUCUUUGUUAUCUGUCUAGUCGCAGUUGGGGCUUUCAUCCUCUACAAGUUCAAAAGGAAACUGCCAGGCAGAAAUGUCUAUGCCCAGAUGCACAAUGAAAAAGAGCAGGAGAUGACAAGCCCUGUUAAUCAUAGUGAGGACACCCAGAACAUCAUCCAGGGUGAGGAGUUUAUUGAUGAUGAUCUGGACUCUCAAACACUAGGUAACGCAAGAGUGACUCCUUCUGGGAGAAGUGGCAACUUGAACAGCUACAGAGUUCCCCUAUUGCUGAUGCCGGUCAGUGUCCAGUCCCAGGCAAUCACUCAGGCGUGGUUUUGAGCAUCAACUCCAGAGAGAUGCACAGUUACCUGGUUAGCUGAUAUUUACAGCUGAACAUAAAAAAACGAAAGACUCUUCUCUGUAUCAUUUUAUUUUUCCCUGGUGAUGUCACAAAAUUGCAAAUAUGGCUGUAAAUGCUGGUGGAGAGGAGGUUCCUUAUCGGUCCUGUGGAAAAAUGUGUCCAUCAUCAGUUACCGGGGAAGAAGGAUAAUACAUCUUGUGUUCACUCUAUGGCCUGGGAACUUGUUAUGAUUGAAACUCAAACUAUGGUAGCAGAUUUGUAGCCCUAGGCACCUUCAAUGCCACCUUCUUUCUUUUCUGUAUGUGUUCUUUAUGUUUAUUUUUAGAAGGAUUGACUGUAACUUUUUAACUAUAUUUUUAAUUGAGGUAUUCAGCAGAAGGCUGGAACUCUUCAGCCUGAAAAGGUGAUUUUUACAAAAGCGACUAGACCAGAACAGAUGGUUGGUUGAUCACAAUGACAUUUUUUUCAGGAGGCUGAGUGUUUCUGUACUGGGAGAGGACUGAGCAAGGAGAUAAAUGCACUCCUAGUACAAACUCUUAGCUUAAACUUGUGUGAGACAAUCUAAUGAAUUUAGGUUUAGGCCCUUCUGUGGAUUAAAAGAAGUAAAGUGUUAAUUAUCAUAAUAUAGGAUAAUGCUCUUGUAAGUGUAGCAAGUCCUGACAAACCAUCAGCACCAGUAUCUCCCCCAAUCCCACCCCACGUGAAAGAAAAACACCAGCUUGAUGCUGUUUCCAGACCAGGUGCCUUCACUUGUGGACAGUCAUUUCAGUUUCUCUUUCUGGUCUCUUGAGCAAGCACCUCUAGGACGAUGGCAGCUGCCAGAUGAGCUAUCCUCUGAAACCCUGUGCUGGAGGCCUGUCUCUUUUUAAAUUUCCAGAGAGUGUAAAUACCUCUUUUAAGUUGCUUUCUUUGUAUGGUUAUUUUUUAAAAACUUCCUGUUAGGGCAGAGGUGCCGGGUAGGUCAGAGCUCUCCCCUGGGCAGGACUGGGCAGCGCACCGCCAUCCCCUUCCCACCCGCAUCCUUCUGUGGGAUUUUCCCUGGCUGUUUGCCCUUGCAGGCAGGGGUGGGCAAACUCUUACCUGACCUUUGCCGCUCAGGUUGGUUUGACAAUCUGGAGGGCCAUGAUGGGCUGUGAUUCAGGGGUUCAUAUUUCCUUUCCAUCACGACAGGGUGUCAUUGAGUCCUUACGGCCUCAGGCCCCUAUUUCUCCAGGGAGGGUGGUUUGGCUUCUGAAGGAGCUGCCUGCAGAAAAGCUUGUGAGUCAGAUCAGAGUUUCCUAAUCCCUGUUUUGUGAGUUGGGUCAGAGUUUCCUUGUCCUGAUCUCUGGAUCACUAGGGAGAAGGCGGUGGGGUGAAUCCACAUCUGGCUGGUCUUUUCCCUGGGGUUUAUGGAGCUGUAUAGGAAACGGACAGUGGUGUGAUGAGUUUAAACAUCUGGAAUCCUAUGUAUCACAGCUGCCUGGAAUUAGGAUGCUUCUCUCAGAAACCUAUAUAAUCUCUUCACUUUUUGCCUUUGAUAGAGAAUAAAUAGCUCUUUACUCACUGAAUGUCAUACUGAUGCUAGUGACAAGCUCGCACACCACCUUGCUUAAGGAGGAUACAGAUAGCUAACUGCAUCUUUCUGAAUAAGCAGACAGGAAAUAACAAAUGCUGGUAAGGUAAGAAAGAACUCUUAAAAUUAUUGUAUGCAUUCCAUAUAGCUGUGGAUAUCCUAGAGCAUAUUGUCAUCAAAUGCAUUGGACUGGGAUGCAAUGAUUCAGUGUAGUACUGUAGGCUCUCUCAAACCCCACGGGAUGCAUAUGUAAAGCACAAGAAAAUCUAGAUUAUGAACUUACUGUAAGGAACUAGGUGGAAAAGUUUAAGUGAAGAUUUUGAAAAGUGCUUGCAAACUCCUCAGGAAAUUAAUUUCAAAAAUUGUUCCAAAAUUUCUGCCUAUGUAGUCAUGGAGUGCCAUGCAAACAGAUUUCCAGAGAAGCAAUGCUCUAGCUGACUGUUAUAUGCCAGGCUGUGUAGAAAUCCAAGGUGUUACAUGUAUCUGAGUCUGGGUUUCUUGAAGAGAAGUGAGCAUAUAAAAUGUGCUGUGCAUUGGAAACUCUUGGUAUCGUUGCACCAGAGGCUCUCCGUCCUCACUAGCCCUUUAUGCUUUCGCUAAUGGAAAUGAGCUGGAACAGAGAAUAAAAUAGUAUUACAAACAGCUUACCUGUUCCUGUGAAAUAGAACUGAAGUGGGUUAUUUAUAUAGGGCAGGUGAUAGCGGAUUAGCCUCAUGGAUAAGGGAUGGGAUAGAAGUUCUAGCAGGGGUUGUUCUCCCAUGCUUCAUCCGAUUGGCAAAGGGCACUGUUGGAACGAGGUCACACAUCUAAUUUAUGCUUUAACAGCUACUUCUAUACAUUUAAUACAGGGUGGUUUGUGUCUCUGAUAACAGGAGUCUUUUGGAACGCCGUAGAAUAUUUAACUGCUUGGUACUCUAAUUAACACUUAGCACAAUAUAGUACCUGUAAUAAUUUUUUUCAAUGGUUAUUAAUUUGAUUCAUGCAGCACUCCUGUGAGGUUGGUUUGUCAUAUCUUAAAAACACUGUUUUCUAAAGAGUUGUCAGUAUUGCCAUAACUGUAUUAAUAAUAACCAGCAGAUAAUAAAGGAAACAUUUUAUUCCCUGGCAAGAAUAACUUUUAAAUUAAUUAUUUUAAAACUGAGAAAAUACCCUACUGUUUUUCCAUUCAUGGUGUCUUGAUUUAUCUUUAAAUGAAGUCUCACUAGUGCUAAGUUUUGCAUCUCUUGAAUUAGAUCCAUGACAUCUUAGCAUUUUAUCCUUUAUAUGUAUCUAAAAUCCUAUACACGUGUAUACUGAAACACAGAGUUGUUUGUAUGCACAACUGCUAGUCACACAUGCACGCACACACCCAUGCAGUAUUUGUACAUUUUCCAGUUAAAUUUGUUAGUGAGGAAGGGUGAUUUGAUGGCUGAGAAACAGGAGAUGGCUGUCAGGUACCUGGAUUCUGUAGCCAGACUUUGGGCAAGUUACUUAACCUGUAUGUGCCUCAUUUUCCCCACCUAUAAAAUUGGGCUGAUAGCAAUUACCUACCUCACAGGGGUACUGUGAGGCUAAAUGAAUCACUGUUUGGUCAGGAUUUUCAGAGUGAAAGAAUUUUGUGAGCAUAUAUUAUUACUUUUGCUUUCUUUGCUUUACUUGUAAUUAUCACUGUUAUUAAAGGUAGUUUACUGAAACCAGAUGCAAUUAUAUAUAAAAGUAAAAAAUGCGUAAUCCAGAAAAGGUACAUCACUGUUUAAGAAACAAACAAAUAAAAAACAAAAAAAACCUCCCCAACCUGUUAUUGGAACCUAUUGUUACAUGGUAGCAUUUAACUAAGCUACACACUAGUGUCUUAAACUUCCUUUUCUGCAGUGUUAUUUGGUCAAAAGCCUUAUAAUAAUGGGUACAGUAAUACUUAUCAGCAUUUAUAAUGAACCGUACUGAAACCAACAAAACUGGUGGUGUAUUGGCCUCAUUUACAUCUUUUGACCUUCUUAAACUCUUACGUAUUUGCAAUUCCAAAACCACUCUGUAGUUUUCGGAGUGCUCCAAGCAGUACCGAUUUGAAGCAUUCUAGCAGAGCCAUCAAGAUUUACAGCUGAUAUAUUUGCUUUUGCUUUUGACAUUGAAUGUUUUAUAUGUCUUUAGAAUGGUCCAUUCAUAUAAAGUGCUCAGAAAUGCUCAGAAGACAUUUAGGGAAAAUCCACACAUAGUGUAAAUUAAUUUCUCAAAAGUAAAAGCAAUAUAAACCAAUAUAUGUUUUUAUACCCUGUAGAAGAGGGUGGUGGAAAUGACUGAAGAAAUAGAAGGUGCCAGCCUGAGGCAAGAUGUUGUUAUCUCCAAUUCACAUCCAAUUUCUUUGAACAGUUUUAGGAUAUUGUCUUUGAAUUAUAUCCUUCUUGAUGAGUUUCCCCCUCCUUGAUGAGUGACCGGUGUAAAGAGGAACACAGUUUUUAUUCAUAUAGAGUAGAUGUCUCUGGACAGGGAAAUCAGUGCUUUGCCAUUGGUAGUUCCUAGCAGAAAGCAGGUUUCAUCUGACAUGAUUAUGAUGGAUAGUUGUGUUUCAGGUCCAAUGAGACAUUCCUCUAGAGGGAAUACUCUAUGACUGCAUGCUGUCUCUUUAAUAGAGGUCAGCAGCAUGGAACUGCAGUGAUUUUCAUCUUCCUUCCACAAAUGUGUGCUCAAAAAAAUGGGGUUUUAAAAUUAUUUCAAGCAUAUACAGUAACUUUUUUAUGAUGAACCAGUGGUUCUGAUAUGAAUUUCUUUCAAUUUCUAGUGUCGUUUCAAGUCGAAUACAAUGUUGCCUGGUUGAUUGAAUUGAUGACAAUUUCAGUCAUAGUUUUUUUCCUGUUUCCUGUAAAACAAUGUUUUGUAAUUUUUUAUUAAUGAGGCUUUGGGGGAAAAGAGGGAUUAAAAUUUUUAUUUCAUUGCAGAAUCCCUGACAGUUGGAGUUGUUAUUGUAUAUUGAUUGAUACCGUUGUAUUGUUUCCAUCUUCAUUUUUAUUUCAGAGUUUUAGAUGAAAGUAAGUAAACAUUUCUCUCAAAAUAUUGGCUUUCCGCCAGGAAGAAGUGUAUAAGCAUUUACCUUUAUAAAUAUUGAUUUCUGCAAUGCUAAAUUUUGUUCUGUCUUCUAAGUCCAACCAAAAAGCUGCUUCCUGGUUCAUUUUCUCUGUUUUAGUCCCAAUUGCACAUUGCCUUUAGAACUGUCUUUAUGAGACUGGUAUACUAGACUACAGUCUUACUAGUCUGAGAAAAUCUUUCUAAAAACUUCCAUUAGAAUAGCAUUCAAUUGCCUAGAAGUAGUUACAGGAUCUGCCCAGACCAUGUUCCUAAUGUCAAGUCUAUAUUUUUAUGUUCCUUAUUUCCUUUCAUUAUUUCAGUGUUAGCCCCCUCAGUGCCAUUUAAAUGCAUGUUUAUUCCUGUUGUGGAUGUAUAUGUGAUGUUUUUUACUUAUUUUCAGGCUAUAAUCUGAAUAGUGACAAAUUUUGAAAUAACUCAGACCCCCAGUUAGCUUUUGCAAUUAAGAACCUGGCCUUGCAGCCUUUGGGAACUGUCAGGCUGUGCCCUCUUAAUUAUUUAAUCUUUUUUCCUAAAUCAGCCCUUCCACCCAGUGGAUCACCUCGGAAGCUUUUCUUCCAAUUCAUUUUGUAACCUCAAGCUGGAGGGAACGCAGACGGGUUUCGCAAUGUUGAGAUGGACUAGAAUGGGUCACUUCCAAAAUCUGAACAGGAAUGUCUGUGGACAAAGUUUUUAUUUUUCCAUUCUUUUCAAGUAUGUUAGCAUGCUGCAGAGAGGAUUAUACAUACCAUCAGAGGAAUAAGGACGAAUAAUGGUACUAUAGGAUGGUGUGAAGAAUAGAGAAUACAUUCUUCCUUUCUUUUUUUUUUUUUUCUUUUAUGAAACUGAUAUGUACAGCAAGUUAGUUUCAUUAUUUUUAAUAUGUGAGAUGUCAUUUCUUUAAGUCUUUGGCCCUGGCCUUUUUCAUCCUGUUAAAUGGAGUAGCAAAUUACUUAAAAUAUGAAUUAUGGAGCCAUGUAUGUCCGAAUGAGAGAUUUUCAUUCUUUUCAUGUCUUUUUUUUUUUCUUUUUUUUUUUUUUCAUAUGUGAGGCUUGUCAGAAUUACUAUUUUCAGCUAGUUAAUGUGCUGGUAGCUGAGAUGAUCUUCUCAGUAUCCGAGACAAGAAGUCCUGCAAGGCUUAGUAAUGCAUACUCUGAAGUGCAACUAUAGAACUAUGUAAAUAGUGCUAGGCUAUGAACAUGCUGGACAAAACAAUCUUUAUCAAAGAUCUCUUACAGUUUCUAUUAAAAUCCCUUUUUUUAAUAGUCUCUCUAAAAGUACAUGUUUUUAAUUGCAUACUCUUUGUCUCUCUCUCCUUCUGGAUUGAUUUUCUUUUAGGAGUGACAUUUACUAGUUCUGAAAAAAAGUGGAUUCUUUCCCUUACACAAGUAAUUCUGUUUAAAAUUAUUUCCUUGCAUUACGCAAAGCUGAGCUUUAUUGAUUGGACUUGAUUUCUGAGUUUCUGUAGAAUUUGCAUCUCUAUAUUAAUAUGUUGCAAUAGAGUGGACAUAAAGUCCUGUUGGGCAGCAAUAAUACAUGUGGCAGUGCAAGGUGCUACUUAAAUAAUAUACCUUUGUUGCACAUAUUUUUAGUGGUAUAAUGAGUAUGUUAAUCACCAUGAAGACCAGGUGUUCCAAAUAACUUUCUUAGCAUGUCUUAUAUUCCUAUGUAUUUAUUGCUAAUUUUAGCCAGCUUUUAAUACUUAUAUUUAGUUCUUACUGACAACGUCUGCUCUUGCAGAUCAAAGGGCAAGAAUUAGCUUAUUCUCUUUUUUAAAAAUAGUAUUAGUUCACAGCAUUUGCAUAUUAAUUAAAACAGUUUAUAAAGGAAUUUUUUCUGAAAUGGUGAAAGAGAUGCUUUUUAAUGAGAACAGCUUAUAUAGGAAAACAGGAGACUUGUAUGCACUUGGUUUUUGAGACAUUCUUGUUAUGGAUUGUGAGUGGGCUGGACUAUGCAGGAGUUGUACACCCCAAAUAUCAGUAACAUGCACCUAGGCAGUUUCCAAGUGAUAAAACUAGUCUAAAGGAGAAUAUUUUAAUACACCACUUACAUGUGUGUAAAAGCCCCUUCACAGAAGGGCUUUUAAAUAGUUAAGAUUACAGAAUAUCAUCACAAAUUUGGGAAGGUGCCCAAUUCACUGGCUCCAGUUGCUGUUAAAUACACUCCUGUCUCUCUUUGGGGUUCAUCUUUUGAGAUGCUGAAAGUGAAGUGGCUUGUGUUGUGUAAUGCUUCCAACCUUUUGCUAAGUAAUUGGUGACACUUCAUAGAAAAAAAUAUCUGAAUUUCCAUUCUCUUCUGUUUCUCCUUCUUUCUUCCUGGCUCCUUUUUUGUCCUUUUGUUCUUUUUCAUUAUUGCUGCUGUUUGUUGCUCUGCCUUGCCUGCCUUUUCCUCCUGAUGACAGUUCUCCACCGUCCAUUUUUUUCUUCCUUGCUUUUUGUUUUGUUUUUUAUUCUGCUUCUAUCUAUAUUUUCAUUUGGAUAAACACCCUACUAUGUCCUGAGUGCUUCAUGAGAAGAAGAAUCAUGAUUUCUUCCCCAUCCCUGUCUGAGCUCUGCUGUGUUAUCUGGCUUGAUGUAGGUCCCCUGUGCUUUGCCCCUCUGCAGUCUUUUCUUCCUGAUUUUUUCCCACUUUGGUUCUUUUACUCUUUCUUUAAAUUUUGUCUCUCAUUUUCUCUAAACCUUUCUGGCACUCUUCCCUUUAGCCUUUCCAGGAGUUCUUGCAGCACCUUGUCCCAGAAAGCACAUACUUAGUCUGAGAUGUGGAUGAAUAUUGUACUCCCUGGAGGAAUAAUAAACUUAUAACUAGCAUUUUCUCUCUCUCAUCCAUGUAUAUAUUGUAGUGGAAAAUACAUAUUUAAUUGACAGACAGCUAUACCCAUUACCAGCAAUUCUGCCUCAUUUCAGGUUAUGGGGAUGAGACAUGGUGUUUGCAUGAGCUUCUUGGAGCUCAGCGAGGGCUGCCUUGCUUUGCCAGCCCUUCAAACUGGCAGAUGCAGAAUUGCAGCAAGGUUGGGCAGGGACACCUGGCCAGACCAUUAGGCUACAUCUGCUUUUCAAUAUGGGAAAUACUGAGUCCCAGGUUAGUACAUCACUUUAAGAUAAAUUGUUAAGAACCUGAAGCUGAAGAAUAGGUGAAAUAAAGAGGGUCCAUUGCUAAUAGAGGAGCAGGACCAGGGAUCAUUCCUCUUGGGAGAUGUUUGACUUUGUCAGAUUUGUGGGAAGGGUCUAUAUGCAGAUAUUCCUGGAGGCAGAGGCAAGUGCCUUGCUUUCAAGUUCCAUAAAAUACAAAUUUUAGCGAAGACAUCAUGUAGGUUUGGCAUAAUCUUCUUAUUGGGGGAGUGUGGAGAAAUUGAUGAGGGCAGAUAAUUGAAAAGCUCAGCAGCAUCUUUGUAGGGUAGAGCUUGUGUUAGAGAGGAAGUGUAUGUGAGAAAGAUGCAGGACAGAGGGGAGCACAAGACUAAACAGGACAGAGAAAAGCAGGGAGAAACUCAGUGUUACCUGUGUGUAUUAUUUUGCCACGAGUUGUUGAUUUAAUUUUGCUUAACCCUUGGAUCUUACUUUAAUUCGUGAUGGCCACUAUUUUCAGUUUUGUUGGUUGCGUACAGCGAUGUUACACUAUAAGUCUAAAUUGAUGUAGAACCAGGAACAUGCGAAAUUCUCAGCAUUCUACCUAUAAUUUAAGAGGGAUCUGACUCACAGCAAUAUCCCCCUUGAGGUAGAUGGGAAAGAGGUUGCUUCCCAGGAGCCAUGAUGCAUGUGUGUGUGGUCCAGAGGUAGCUCCAAUGGAGGUUUACUUCUGAGAUAAUUUUAGGGCCUUUGUUAAUGGUGUUCCUCCUUACCUCAGCACUGAGCUAGGAGGCAAGGGAGAAGAAUUAUUUUAUAGGGUCUGAGUCUUGGUUUUAUACUGCUUAAAUGUAAUUUGCCAGAAUCCCUCUAUGAGUUGUAAUUUUAUAAUGUUUAGAGAGGAUGAAUGGAGUUGGUAUAGUAUUCCUGAGGGUAAACACCAGCCACUGGAGUUUACUGAGCAUGUGACUAGAAAUUUUAAUUUUGGGAACACAGAGUUCCUCCAUUUCAUAUAUACACCAGACAUGAGUAUAGCUCCUUUUUUAUUUGUCACUGACAAGCUGUGAUUUAUUUCCUCAUGGGUGUAUGUCAUGGGCUGUGCUUGCUGCAGUGCAGAAGGCUCUGGAGGGAAAACGUAAUCGAAUGGAGAAGUAUACUUGAAUUCUCCCCUCUUGAUCCCAGUCUCUUCUGAGUUGCUUUUCUCUGAUUGUGGUUUUGCCAGUAUGCUGGCUUGAUGUCAAAAGGGGAUUAAUUCAUUUUUGUUCUCUUCUGUGUGGCUGAGAAAAAAAAAAAAACACAAGGAAAACUUUGCAGAGGAGUAGCGGAUUGGAAGAGGUGGGGAACUUGAUCAGCUGGCAGGAUGCUUUGGGAAGCUUCCACUGUUGUGCUUUACUUACCACUUAUUUUUACAAAUAUGUACAGCAACUGUGACUUACCUUUCCAUUAACCAUUGAUAUAUUUCUUUGCAAAAGGAGAGGUGGUUCUAAAGGAUGUCACAGUAGUGUGUUGCAAGUGUGGUUUUAGGAGACAUCAAGUAUCACCCUUCCUCACCUAAAUGAAAUUAUCAUAAUAUCAUUGCUCUGUAUUUAUGAAGCUGCACUAGGAAUAUCAAUUCACCUUGGAUUAAGUAUUGGAGGAAGAUUUGGAGAGAUAAUCAGAGUUGGAAUGGUAGAAUUUUUCAUUUUGAGAAUAAAGGAUGAGUACUGGCAUAUUUACAGUGCAUCUGUGGCUGUUUCAGCACAGGUGGAUCCGAAAUCUCUCAUUCCAAACUCGGACAGAUAAAUCAUAUAGAUUUUGCUGGCAUUACCCAUGUAAACAAAAGGAGAACAUAUUUGCCAUUAAACCAAGCCCAAAUCAUAUUUUUUGGCUAAUUAGACCUACAGCUCUUGGUAAAGAUAUGAAAGCCAUUAAACUAGUCUUGACAUAUUUGUGAAGAUUCACAAAGCAUUUCUCGCUACCCUGUUGUUCAUGUGGAGCAUUGUUAAUUUGGCAUUGCAGAGCCAAAUUCUACCCUAAUUUAUGACUGUGCAGUUCCACAGACUUUGUCAGUUCAGCUUUGUGUUAUGGCAGAAAGGUUCCCACCCACAGUGAAUUAGAAAUGUAGCUGCAGGCUAAGAUCAGUUGUCACGUCGCUGCAUCUGUACUCACGCAGGUGAUGGGCUGAUUUUCACCUGUCAUUCUUAUUCCUGUGGUUAGCAAGAGAGUAGAACCAAGGCAGAACUUAGUUUUUGAACAACUUGCAACUGUUUUUUCCAGAAUAUGAUCAGCAAAUGCUUAGCACUGUGUUUCUGACCAGAUUGCUGACAGAGGAGCCCGUCCAACCUGUGUAAAGGCUCCUGGCAGGCAUUGGUAUGCUGUAGUCCCUAACUUUAACACACAUACUACGCUGUCCUCUCCUUUUGCCUUUGCACACUCAACUAAUUGUGAAAACAGUACAUGCCUUUUCCUAAUUUUGUUUCAGGAGACCUUGACUUUUGAGGAGGUUUCUUUGUAUACAUGAUCAGGGCUCAAGGGAAGAAUGGAAUCAAUCCAUAACUGGUGCGUUGUCAUAAAUGGGGAAAAAUGUUAUUUGUAUAUUUUUGUAAAUAUGUAACAUUUAAUGGCAGUUUUGUAGUGACGUGCUGUUUUUGAGAAAUAAAAAAAUCAAAUAUAUGUUUGAAUAUGCUUAAUGUAACACUUAACUGUGAUUCAAUUGCACAAUUAAUAGCUUAAUCAAAAGUCUUGUGCAAUAUGUAGUGCACACACAUAACCAAGUAUCUGUUAGUGAUCCACGACCAAGUUUUUGGCAACUCUUAACGAUGGCGAUGAACUGUGCAGUACAGUUUAUCAUGGUCUCUUUCAGCUUCCAAACAUGUAGCAGGCAAACUACUGUAUACGUACCUGUGUACUCCACUGCAUCCAAAGGUAUGCAUUUGUCCUGAGAACCUGCACUACAGGUUUUUCUUUAAUAAAAUUUGGUUCUGAA